Mangifera indica (mango) is the source of this 705-nucleotide messenger RNA. Its product is annotated as mavicyanin-like. The transcript is spliced from 2 exons. Gene Ontology annotation, cellular component: plasma membrane. NCBI's taxonomy places the organism in Eukaryota, Viridiplantae, Streptophyta, Magnoliopsida, Sapindales, Anacardiaceae. The record is from RefSeq and is a predicted model, not a curated record. Gene Ontology annotation, molecular function: electron transfer activity. Bases 48 to 632 code for a protein of 194 amino acids.
GCUGAUAAUUUGAUUACUUCGUUAAUAAUAAUAAGAAUAAAACCAGAAUGGCAAUGGCUAAGAGUGCUGUUAUUGUCUUCUCAAUCAUUGCUCUCUUCGGGGCAGCUAUGGCAGCUUCCUACGACGUUGGUGACACUGCCGGCUGGACUACAAAAGACAUGCCUGAUUACAAAAAAUGGGCUGACGAUAAGGACUUCAAAGUUGGCGAUACUCUUGUUUUCAAGUACAACCAAGAAAUGCACGAUGUGAUGCAAGUGAGCAAGGCAGAUUUCGAAGCAUGCAGUGCAAAAUCUCCAAUUGCAAAAUACACUACCGGCGCCGACAAAGUCACCCUCAAGGAGCCCGGGAAAACUUACUUCCUUUGCAGUUUUCCUGGACAUUGUGAAAAGGGCCAAAAAGUUGAAAUUGAAGUGGAAGGAACUGCAGAUGGCCCUGCUGCAGGCCCAAGUGGCGCCAAUGCUUCAAGCCCAACUGGGACUGCCAGCGGCGAUGCUUCAUCCUCAACUGCAAGUGCAGCAGGUGCAGACUCGUCAGCAGCAUCAACUUCAUCUGAAUCAUCAUCUUCAACCGUUAAGUUGAGUGGUGGUUUGGGUUGGGCACUGGCUUCAGUUGCAGCUGCUUUUGCUUUCUAGAUAGCUAUUACCUUUUAACUUUAAGAGCAAUUUCAUUUCAUAUUUACAUAUUUUUAAUACAUAAUUGAUAUGA